AUGGUCCGGGGUCGGCCUCCACUUCCGAGAGCAGGAGUGGGCGCUUUGGCGCUUGGGGCUUUGCAGCUUCCUGGGCUUCGCCGUCCGCAUGAUGGUGGGGACAUCGAUGCUGAAGUGGGGCUUCUGGCCGUGCCUUCCCAUCUGUGUGGUCCACCUCUUGUGUUUGAUCCCCGUCAUCAUGAACCCAAAUUGGGAGAUGGCUGUGAUGCUACAGAUGAUCGCCUUGCUGGGCUUCGAUUCGCAACUUGCCAACGACUUCUUGGUCUUCUACAACUUCCGAAGCUCCCAGGCCCUUGCGUUGCGGGCAACAUCCCAGAAGCUGGCAUCAUUGAGCGGUGCUACGCUUCCGGCUCCACCUUUGGAGGAGUGAUCUUCGACUUGGGCUGGCCUGGGAUGGUGGGAUACCAUGUCGCGUUGCAGUCCUUGCAGCUCUUCCUCUACGCCACGGAGCCAGCCGUUUGGAACUCCUACCGUGAAGCCAUGCAAGGCUGCUGCUUCUGCUGCUGCUGCUGCUGCCGCAGGCGAAGCCAGGACCAGGUCGUCCCAUUUCAACUGGAAGUUGAGAAAGGCACCCCGGGCCCGGCUCCCACAGGCAUCGUGCCGCAGCCCGACUCGGCCCAUCUUCAGGUCCCAGGUCCGAGCGGGCACGGCGGGCAUGGGCAUGGCCGCAUCUCCUUCAUGUCACAGGGCAGCGAAGCUUCUGCGCUGAAAGUUCAGGCGCAGCUCUCCUUGAUGUCCCGAUCCUCUUUCAGCUCCAAGGCGUCGGCCCUCUCGACCCUAUCCCAUGGGAAGGUGGAGAAGGCAGAGACUUUAGACCUGAACACUGAGCAGAAGGGCCUGCCACGUGACCUUUGUUUCCCGGCCUUCCUCAUCUGCCUGGCGCCUUCAACCACCAGAUGA
Messenger RNA from Symbiodinium natans, 900 nucleotides. The record is from the annotation of a GenBank genome assembly. NCBI's taxonomy places the organism in Eukaryota, Dinophyceae, Suessiales, Symbiodiniaceae.